Molecule: messenger RNA, 2243 nt
Organism: Phasianus colchicus (ring-necked pheasant)
Lineage: Eukaryota; Metazoa; Chordata; Aves; Galliformes; Phasianidae
Source: RefSeq, a predicted model, not a curated record
UGGAAAGAGAGAAGAUGAAAGUUCCUAUUCCAAACUUGAUUCUCUUGUAUGCUACUCUAACGCAGAGCUUGAAGGUUGUGACCAAAAGAGGAUCAGCUGAUGGAUGCACUGACUGGUCUGUGGAUUACAAGAAAUAUCAAGUUCUAGUGGGAGAACCUGUUCGUAUAAAAUGUGCACUCUUUUAUGGAUAUAUUAGAGCUAAUUACUCCCUAGCCCAAAGUGCUGGACUCAGCUUGAUGUGGUACAAAAGCUCUGGACCAGGAGAUUUUGAAGAACCUAUAGCUUUUGAUGGAACUAGAAUGAGCAAAGAAGAAGAUUCCAUUUGGUUCCGACCAACAGUGGUACAAGACAGCGGACUCUAUGCAUGUGUUAUAAGAAACUCAACUUACUGUAUGAAAGUGUCCAUUUCGCUGACGGUGGGUGAAAAUGACACUGGACUCUGCUACAAUUCAAAGAUGAAAUAUUUUGAAAAAGCUGAACUUAGCAAAAGCAAGGAAAUCUCAUGCCCUGAAAUAGAGGACUUUUUGUUUCCGUUUAGGGAGCCUGAGAUUCUGUGGUACAAGGAAUGCAAGUCAAAGACAUGGAGGUCAAGUAUUGGGUUUAUAAAGGACACUCUUGUCAUUCGGGAAGUUAGAGAGGAUGACAUUGGAAAUUACACUUGUGAGGUAAAAUAUGGCAUCUUUGUUGUCAGAAGAACUACGGAAUUAACAGUUACAGCGCCACUAACAGAUAAACCACCAAAGCUUUUACACCCAUUGGAAAGUAAGCUAACAAUUCAGGAGACCCAGUUAGGGGGUUCUGCUAAUCUAACCUGCCGAGCUUUCUUUGGAUAUAGUGGAGAUGUCAGUCCUUUAAUCUACUGGAUGAAAGGGGAGAAGUUUAUUGAAGAUUUGGAUGAUAGUCGAGUCUGGGAAAGUGAUAUCAGGGUUCUCAAGGAACAUCUUGGGGAACAGGAAGUUUCUAUCUCAUUGAUUCUCAACUCUGUGGAAGAAGGAGACCUCGGCAAUUACUCAUGCUAUGUUGAGAAUGGAAAUGGACGCCGGCACGCCAGUAUUCUCCUACAUAAAAGGGAGCUGAUGUAUACAGUUGAGCUUGCUGGUGGGCUUGGUGCUAUUCUGCUGCUGCUUGUUUGUUUAGUGACUAUCUACAAGUGUUACAAGAUAGAGAUUAUGCUUUUCUACAGGAAUCAUUUUGGAGCUGAAGAACUAGAUGGAGACAACAAGGACUAUGAUGCAUAUCUAUCUUAUACCAAAGUGGAUCCUGAUCAGUGGAAUCAAGAGACUGGAGAAGAAGAAAGAUUUGCUCUUGAGAUCUUACCAGAUAUGCUUGAAAAGCAUUAUGGAUACAAGUUGUUCAUACCAGACAGAGAUUUGAUUCCCACAGGAACCUACAUUGAAGACGUGGCAAGAUGUGUAGACCAAAGCAAGCGACUGAUCAUCGUCAUGACUCCAAAUUAUGUAGUAAGAAGAGGCUGGAGCAUCUUUGAACUGGAAACAAGGCUUCGGAACAUGUUAGUCACAGGAGAAAUUAAAGUGAUACUGAUUGAAUGCAGUGAACUGCGAGGAGUUAUGAACUAUCAGGAGGUUGAGGCCCUGAAACAUACCAUCAAGCUCCUCACUGUCAUUAAAUGGCAUGGACCAAAAUGCAACAAGUUGAAUUCCAAAUUCUGGAAACGUUUACAGUACGAAAUGCCUUUUAAGAGGACUGAACCCAUCACACACGAGCAGGUUUUAGAUGUCAGUGAGCAGGGGCCCUUUGGGGAACUGCAGACAGUCUCCGCAAUUUCAAUGGCUGCUGCCACCUCUACUGCUCUUGCCACUGCUCAUCCAGAUCUACGCUCCACCUUUCAUAAUACAUAUCAUUCACAGAUGCGCCAGAAACACUAUUAUCGAAGCUAUGAAUAUGAUGUACCUCCUACCGGCACCCUGCCGCUUACCUCAAUAGGUAACCAGCAUACCUACUGCAACAUCCCUAUGACACUUAUAAACGGGCAGCGGCCACAGACAAAAACUAACAGGGAGCAGAAUCCAGAAGAGGCUCACACAAACAGUGCGAUACUGCCCCUCUUGCCACGGGAGACCAGUAUAUCAAGUGUCAUUUGGUGACAGAAAUGCAAGGGGCUGUCCAUCCCCUUGAGUAGAAGCUGAGUCUGCAGUCCGGUGCCUGGAACUACAUCCUCGACUGCUGCUGUUAAACAUGCAUUACAAUCGAUAAUAUAUGAGGAAAAACAGGGUCUUGUACAU